Messenger RNA from Eleginops maclovinus (Patagonian blennie), 7074 nucleotides. It is a transcript of the gene jarid2b, whose product is annotated as jumonji and AT-rich interaction domain containing 2b. NCBI's taxonomy places the organism in Eukaryota, Metazoa, Chordata, Actinopteri, Perciformes, Eleginopidae. Gene Ontology annotation, cellular component: nucleus; chromatin. The record is from RefSeq and is a predicted model, not a curated record. The coding region runs from base 487 to 4848 and encodes 1453 amino acids. The transcript is spliced from 18 exons. Gene Ontology annotation, biological process: chromatin remodeling; regulation of gene expression. Gene Ontology annotation, molecular function: DNA binding.
UGGAGAGCUCUGUUGUCGACCACAGGCUCCAGCUAAAUAACGACGUGACACCUAACGUUUUCUUUUUAAUUUUUAAUUUAUUAAUUUCUCGUCGUUUCGUCACCUCGAACAAGAUGUAACUCGUCGGCAUCACCUCAAGUAUAUUCAUGCAUUUGAUAAGAGCCGGGAGUGAGUGCACAGAGACGAGAAGCCGUGCUGUUUUGGCGAAUGGAACUUAUUGUUGUGCAUUUGUUUUGACUAUGUUAUCCCCAAGUGAGUUUGGGUCCAGUCCGUCUCUGUCCGUCGUCGAUCCUUAAAUUGUGGGAUUUAUAACCGAAUAGUUUAAGGGAAAACGCCGAAGGAGGAUUCUGCAAAGCCAGCAAGCUUUUCCUACAGAGCCGGGGAUUUAAAUCGUCAUUUGCUGGUGCUCCGGGAGAGGCGAGAGUCAAAGAAAGAAAUUCAUGUGGCCAUUCUCUCUAUAGCCUAACAUUUUUUUGGGAUUGCAUAAUGAGCAAGGAAAGACCCAAGAGGAAUAUCAUUCAAAAGAAAUAUGAUGACAGUGAUGGGAUCCCGUGGUCGGAGGAGCGGGUUAUGCGAAAGGUGCUUUAUCUCUCCCUAAAGGAGUUUAGGAGUGCACAGAAACGACAGCUGGAUGGUGACGGAUCCCCAAACUCCAAUGGUUCUCUAGCCAAUGGGCAGUUGAACGGCUCGGGGUCAAAGGGCAGCCACAAAGAAGAUGGGUCAUUGCGUUCUCAGGGACAUGGGAGCCACGAGUACAGGGAGGAUGGUCCUGCAAAAAAGAGACCUCGGCUCCAGGCCCAGAGGAAGUUUGCUCAGUCGCAGCCUAACUCGCCCAGCACUACCCCUGUCAAGGUGGCGGACCCAGGCAGUCUGAACGCUGCCCUGGCCACUGUGCCCUCCACGUCCCUGACCACCCUCUCUGCUUCAGCCCUGUCCCUGUCUAUCCAGGACCUGUCCAGACGCAAGCCCAAGACAGAGGACUUCCUCACCUUCCUCUGCCUCAGAGGUAAGACGCUGCAGAACACAGCAGACGGAGGCGUAAUUACAAGCAGAGUCGCAACCAGUGGUUCAUCGGCCCUGCCCAGCAACAUGGCCUACUUUGGAAGCUCCCAGGAGGAGGAGGACCUGGAGGAUGAUGAAGGGGUGGAGGUGGAAGAUGUGAGAAACGGUGGUGGGAUUUACUCUCAUGGUGGGGGAAGCUACAGCCAAGCCUCGGCCUCCUCUUCCUGCCACUCGACACCCCGCAAGGGCAAGCUCCCUGCCAGGCAGCCGCUCAAUGGACAUGUUUUCAACAGCCAUGGUAAAGCAGGGACCAGGGAGAGUCCGAGGCCAAAGGGAGGAACUCACGGCAGGGAUGCGCCUGCCCCGCCACUGCCACCUCCUCCGCCUCCACCGCCGCCCCUCCUGAGGGAGCGCAGUGAGCGGGCGGAGGCACGGGAGCAUGCGAGGGAGCAGCAGGCCCUGGCCAGCAGCAGAGGCACAUCCAACGGGCUGCAAUCGAGGAGAGCUGCUGAGGAGCUACGCAAACAGGUCUCUAAAGUGAACGGGUUGACGCGGGCAGGCUCGGCACAAGCUGUCGGUGGUGCCAAAAAGAGCCGCGACUUCCGACUGCCGUCCAAAACUGUGAAGAAGUACACAGCCACCGUGUCCAAGGGCCACGUCACUUACACCAAAGCCAAACAGAAAGAAUUGGGCAAGAAAACCAAACUCAGCAGCAGCAACAAACACAACAGCGCCGCCUCGGCACCAUCGUCAGCGAACAAUCACAAUCAGCACAGCCAGCCAGCAGCCAGCAACGGGCUGGCCAACUCAGGAAAAGCUGCGGCACCAGCCCACCACAGCAAUGCAAAAACCCGCAAACAGGUGCUACUAUCCAAUGGGCUGCACAAUGCCGGCGUCCGCCUCAACGGCAGGCUAAACGGGCAGCGGCACAACUCCCUGGCCAAGGAAGACGAGCAGAGACUGAGCCAGCAGGGGGAGUGCAUGGGUCGAGAGGGACUGCGUAACUCCAAGCGGCGUCUGGAGGUGGUCCUCAAUGCUUUGGGGUCGGGGGUUGUUGAGCAGAAAGCCAAAAGCACUGUCGCCGAGGCCAAAAAGGCCAAGCUUCAACCGACGCCUCUGGAGACACGCAGCAGCAGCAAGAAGGCGGCCAAUCAAGAGAAAGCUGCCACUCAAACCACCACUCCAGUUUCUAAUGGACAUGAAUCAGAAAAACACCCUGAACAGUCUCCACCUGUUACCACUCUUCCACCUUCUACCCCUCCCCCUCAACACACCCAGCCUCCUUCUACACCAGCAGCCAAUGCAGAGCCGGUGAACCAGCGACCUAAGCGGGCAUCGGCCGGCAAGCUGAUGUUGAUUCGACAAGCACAGCAGCAGCAGAGCAGGUCUCACGCCCGGAGCUCCUCCUCUUCCUCCCCCUCAUCAGGACAGAAUCACCCCCAGAACCCUAGCCGUGCCAGCACUACCUCAGACCCCCAACAAACCUCUGUGUCCUUCUCCACCACCUCCUCUCCACUCACUUCCACCAACAGCCCCGGACAGCUCAAACCGGCAGCUUUUCGGCCCGCUGACCGCGACAAGGAGUGGGAGCGCGAGAAAGAGAUGGCACGCCAGACGGAGCGUGAGCAGGAGAAGGAGUGGGACCGCAAGCGGAGCAGGCCAGAAGGCUGGACGGCUCUGGGUGAAGCCCCUGUCUUCCGGCCAACGCCGCGGGAGUUCCAGGACCCCCUGGUAUACUUGGAUGCGGUGAGGGAACAGGCCGAGGUGGCUGGCAUGUGCCGGGUGAUCCCCCCGACAGACUGGCGGCCCGAAUGCAAGCUGAGCGAGGAGAUGCGUUUUGUUACACAGGUGCAGAGGGUCCACAUGCUGGGCCGGCGCUGGGGCCCCAAUGUGCAGCGGCUAGCCUGCAUUCGCAAACACCUCAAAUCUCAGGGCAUUACCAUGGAUGAGCCACCUGUCAUUGGUGGCUGUGAAGUGGACCUGUCACGUUUUUUCCAGCUCAUCAAUGACAUGGGCGGCAUGCAGCAGGUGAUGGACCUGAAGAAGUGGACCAAGCUAGCGGACCUUCUGCGCAUCCCUAAGUCAGCGCAGGACCGGCUGGCCAAGCUGCAGGAAGCGUACCUCCAGUACAUCCUCUCCUAUGAUUCGCUCAGCGCUGAGGAGCGGCUGCAACUGCAAUCGGAGGUGCUGCAGGAGAAAAAGAACCUGGAGUCUCGCCGUGGCCCUCUGGAGGGUCUCUCGGACUCCUCGGCACCUAGUGCACUGGUGCUGCCACGCUAUGAGCCCAAGAAUGGGCUAGCGGGUGGGAUAGUGGGCGGGGCGACUGGGAACCACCGCACCAAUGGAGUGUAUCACCAUCUGAAGGAGCUGGAGGCUCAGGUCAAAGCGGGCCGGCGCCGGCUCUUCGUUCAGGAAAAACAAAGCAAAGAGGACAGGCAGCAUGGACAGGAGCAGCCGGAGGAGGAGGACAGCAGCGUCCUCAGUGACCAGCACAAAUGUAUUAACAAGGGGAAGUCGGUGUCUUUGACUAACUUCUUCAGGAUAGCACGGAACACCAUGACCAUGUGCUUUAACAAGGAACCAGGGGCUGCUGAGGUGGAGCAAGAGUUCUGGAGGAUUGUGGAGCAGAGAGACAGCCAUGCAGCGGUGCAUUGUGGGAAGGUGGACACCAGUACACAUGGCAGUGGUUUCCCCACAGGAAAGUCAGAGCCAUUUUCAAAACAUGGGUGGAACCUCACUGUCCUCCCCAAUAAUCCUGGAUCCAUUCUGAGGCAUCUGGGUGCUGUGCCUGGGGUGACCAUUCCCUGGCUUAACAUUGGCAUGGUCUUUUCUACCUCAUGCUGGUCUCGAGACCAAAAUCGCCUUCCAUAUAUUGAUUACUUACACACUGGUGCUGAUUGCAUUUGGUAUUCUGUCCCUGCUGAGGAGAAGGCAAAGCUGGACAAGGUGGUCCAUACACUGCUUCAGGCCAAUGGCACCCCAGGACUAGAAAUGCUGGAGAAGAACAUCAUGAUCUCUCCAGAGGUGCUGUGCCGUGAAGGCAUCAAGGUUUUUCGUACGGUGCAGCGGAGCGGCCAGUUUGUGGUCUGCUUCCCCGGUGCCUUUGUCUCUAAAGUGUGCUGUGGCUACAGCGUGUCAGAGACGGUGCACUUUGCCACGCCGCACUGGAUUAACCUGGGUUACCAGGCCGCAAAGGACCUGAAAUGUCGUCGUAUAGCCAAACCCUUUUCCAUGGAGAAGCUACUGUAUCAGAUUGCCACGGCCGAAUCUAAGAGGGACAAUGGCCUUCUGCUCACCACUAUCUCCGCCCUACUCAAAGAUCUCAGGAACCUAGAGAUUCGCCAACGUCAGGAACUUUACAAGGCAGGUUUAAUCUCCUCCGCUCGCUACGGCACCCAUGACGGAGGCCUGGGACCCGGUGAGGGACGCAAGAAGCCCCGCGGGAAAUGGCUGGCACUGGAGUCCUCAGAGAGACGCUGCCAGAUCUGUCAGCACCUCUGCUACCUGUCCAUGGUGGUGCAGGAGACUGACAAUGUGGUGUUCUGUCUGGAGUGUGCCCUGCGCUAUGUGGAGAAGCACAAGUCCUGCAGAGGCCUUAAGAUGAUGUACCGCUAUGAUGAGGAGCAAAUCAACAGUCUGGUGAACCAGGUGUGUGGACGGGCGAUUUUGAAGAACGGAGGAGGUGGUGGAGUCGUCGUCAGUGCAGUAGGGGUGGACCCCUGCCACGGUCUAAGCCCCGCCAAAGCAUCACCAGCCAAGCGAGGCCCCCGAAAGCGCGCCACAGUGGAGGUGUCCCUGGCACGCCUGUCCUCCACCCACAUACCCAAGGCCGCUGCUGUGUCCUGAGUUGGACGCCAUGACACUGGCCCCACCCUCCAAAACUCCCCUGUUUUUAUUUUCAAGCAGGGUCACUAUCAAACCCUCCUCCACCACCCAAUAUUUAAGAUUGAUUGUUUUUGAGCUUUGAAAACCCCUCACCUGACCUCAGCCCCCCCUUCCAAAAAUGAUUCACCUUCCCCCCUUAGUAUGACAGGCUUGUUUUAUAAAAAAGAAAAGGAAAAAAAAGAAAAGCAAGAUGUCUUUUUUGCACUAGUGUGAAAGAAGAAUUUGUUUUUGUUCUGGAUGAUUUUAGAAGCGCCCCCGUCCCUGCUUCAGUCGUCCUUUUCAACAUUACAAGCAUUAAGUGUAACGUUCACAAGAAGACUUGAUGGUUAUACCCUUUACCUCCACCCUCCCUUCACUAAAAUGGGUUACAUGUGUUACCCUUUUCUUGCAUCACUCUUUUCCUGGCCUCAUCUUGCCCCCCCCCCCCCUCCCCCGAGACUCAAACCCUAUCCUUUUUCAUCAUGCGUCGCUCAUCUGUGAACAUGGGACAAAUGAAAAGGCGGGGUUUUUUUUCUCUCCAGUUUUGUGAAAUGAAAAUGGCAUCAAGUAGUUACCCAAAGUUUCCCUCUAUCCCUACUUGGAACAAGAGGAGUCCUUUUUCAUCGAUUUUGUUCUUUCUUGAUGCAGCUCCUGCAUUUUCUUUUUAAAGGGGGGUCAGUGACGCGAGGUUAAAACUUGAAAGACAGACGAUGUUGGUUUAUUGUUGGUUGGCUAUGUUUUAUCAAGUCCUUUUUUUGAAUUUUAGCUUUGGUUUUUGCUAGGUUUUUUUGCAAGAAGUCUUCUGUGUAUUUUAUUUUUGUUGUCAUUGUGGAUGUUUCUGUUUGUUGGUGGAUGUGAGAGGGGCAGAGCUACAGCUGCUUGACCUGAGAAAGGUCACCGCUCACCUCACUUCCUGGUAGUAUGGAGGGAUCCCUCCUUCGCUAGCAAGUGGAAACUGUGCCUGAUACUUAGCGAAGAAAUCCAUUUUAUUGGUGCUGUUGGUUAUAAUUACUGUAUAACGACACAAAAAUAAAAAAUCUGGGGGUUAGCGCCUGCUAGCGACUAACAGCUAGCCGACGCACCCCCACCCCACAGGGCAGAAAGGCUCUCAGGCUUUUCUGGUUCUAGAUGUGCAAUCGUGUUAACAUUCCAUUCCUCCAGUCCUCUUGUUUCAUCUGUACCAGUAAACUUUAAUUAUUAUAUUAUAUUAUUAUUAUUUUGUGUUUUUUACUUUUGUUGGUCUGACGUGUUAUCUCAAGUAGAGCCACUAGUCAAAGAGUGUAAAAUGUGAAAUAUCAAAUCCAAGUUUUUUUUUAAAUUGUACUUUGUUUUUGGCUUUUUUUUAAUUGUUUUUCCCUUUUCCAGAUAUAUUAUGAGUGAUUUUUAGAGAGGGAAAAGACAAACACAAACAAAACAUCAACCUUUUUUGUACAUAAUCCUGUAAAUUUCUUUAAAUACUUGAGCCUUUUCUGGGGUUAAGGAAGAAAGAAAGAAAGGAAGGAAGAGAGAAGGAAGUUCCAGAGGAGAGUGGUUGAUGAAGAAAAAGCCUUACAUUUCCCUUUCUUCAUUCGUGUGAGUUUGACGCUUACAGGGUUGCUCUGGUAAACGUGUAUAAAAAAUGUAAGUGCUGCUUAAAUCACUAAGAAAGAAGAUAUUGAGUAGCCAACAACUGCCCCCCCCCCCCUAAUCUAGUUUUGUUUUUUUAGCUUUACUUUUUUAAAGAAAAGGGAAAAAAAGAUAUGUUCACAAAAAAAUGGGUUUUUACAUUUUCAUUACUGAAAAUUCAACAAAAAUGUAGUAGCUACUCAUGUUGCACUGAGCUUGCCAGUGGUGACUGUCAAGGAAAUAUCCUAUAAUCCAGUUUGUUGGUUGUCGUCCCUCGCAGAAGACUGAACUGUUUUAGGACUAUUUAAGGAAAUACCAAGUUGGGUGUUUUCAACAUAAAAAAGUGGUUGUCAAGUUUUUAUGGCCUUACGAUAUAUUUUAUUCUGACGGGAUUUUUUUGUUUGUUUUUCAGUUCUCUUUUUGUUUCUUCCAUUUUUCUACAGUAUAAACUACUUGCUCACAGUGGGGUCUCUGGUGACUUAAUUUAUUAGUGCCGCAUCUCGGCCUUUCCCUCCACUCGGAAAGAGAGUCUCAUGUUGGUUAUAUUGACAGUUUUUUACUUUUGCAGUUUGUACUUAAGGUUUAAUAAAAACUUACCGACAA